This is a messenger RNA of Culicoides brevitarsis, 1209 nucleotides long. It is a transcript of the gene Adat1, whose product is annotated as tRNA-specific adenosine deaminase 1. Gene Ontology annotation, molecular function: RNA binding; tRNA-specific adenosine deaminase activity. The transcript has a single exon. Gene Ontology annotation, biological process: tRNA processing. Bases 1 to 1209 code for a protein of 402 amino acids. NCBI's taxonomy places the organism in Eukaryota, Metazoa, Arthropoda, Insecta, Diptera, Ceratopogonidae. The record is from RefSeq and is a predicted model, not a curated record.
AUGAAUUUAGCAAAUCGCAUAGCCAAAGCUUCUCUCGAAAAGUUUGAUUCGUUACCGAAAAACGGAAAACCCAUUAAAAACGAAGAAUGGACAGUUUUAUCGACAAUUUGUCAGGAAAAUACUUCAACAGAUACGUUAAUCGUCGUUUCAUUAGGCACCGGAACAAAAUGUCUCACGGGACAAAAUUUAGCUGAACACAAAGGCACCAAGAUACACGAUAGUCACGCUGAAAUAAUAGCUCGUCGUGGCUUUUUGCGAUACAUUUACGAGCAAAUUGGACUACAUUUAAAUGGAAAAUCAGAAAUUUUCGAGAAAAACUUCACUUCUGAGCACAAAUUGAAACUGCGAGAUGACAUCAACUUUCAUUUCUUUACAACUCACUUGCCGUGUGGAGACGCCAGUAUCUCCGAACACACGGAACUCGGACCGCCAGAAGCUAAAAAGGCACGUCUUGAACAAAAAUCUGAAUUUGAAACAGAUUUUUAUACCGGUGCAAGAUUAAUUUCCACAGAAAUUGACGAUACAAUGUCACAAACUUCGGGAAUUCGCACGAAACCUGGCAGAGGAGUUCGAACUUUGAGUGUUUCUUGCAGCGAUAAACUUUUUAAAUGGAAUUUGAUGGGAGUGCAAGGUGCUUUGUUGAGUACUCUCAUCGAAAAUCCAAUUUAUUUCAAAUCUUUCACGCUAUUAGGAGGCAAUGAAGCAGCUGAAUCUUCGUUAAAACGAGCUUUAAUAGACAGAUAUGAAGAAAAAUCGAAAAUUAUGAAGCAUCCUUUUAAAUUUAACUCAAAUUUAGUCAUAAAUGUGUUACAGGAACAGAAAUUUGCCUUUGCCAAAGACGACGAGAGACGUCCUUGCCCUUCGAGCAUCGUUUGGUGCCUUUGUCAAGACCGCCCUCAUGAAGUUACAGUCGACGGAAGGAAAUUAGGAGUAACAAAAAAGACAAAAGGAGCCAAAAGUCGCCUCUUAAUAUCAAAAAUUGAAAUUUUACGAACAUUUUUGCGAAUUGUAAAUGACGAAAAAACAUUCAAAAGUGCCUUAUUUCCAGAUGAAAGUAACGAAAGUGACUUAUUAUCCAAAAUAACAUACGAGAAAGCAAAAAGUUGUGCGAAACUUUAUAACGAACAAUGGAAUCUUUUGGUGACGGAUUGCAUAAAACUCUGGACCAAAAAGCCAGAAAACCUUAAUUCAUUUCUUGUGAUCGAUUAA